Messenger RNA from Nerophis ophidion (straightnose pipefish), 3586 nucleotides. It is a transcript of the gene acsbg2, whose product is annotated as acyl-CoA synthetase bubblegum family member 2. NCBI's taxonomy places the organism in Eukaryota, Metazoa, Chordata, Actinopteri, Syngnathiformes, Syngnathidae. Gene Ontology annotation, molecular function: long-chain fatty acid-CoA ligase activity. Gene Ontology annotation, cellular component: endoplasmic reticulum; membrane. The record is from RefSeq and is a predicted model, not a curated record. The transcript is spliced from 15 exons. Bases 286 to 2538 code for a protein of 750 amino acids.
GCAUGCUUUACAACAUUUCAACUAAAUGACGACUUUCAGUCAGUAUCUCAAUCAUUUUGGUGUCGGAAAUGUCCAAACAAUCGUCAAGAUUAAAGCUCAAAGGCAACAACAACACUUUGAUAGGCGUCAUGAAGGCUUAAAGACAUAAAAGAGGUUGGAAUAAAGACACGUUCCUGGCGAGCAUUAAAGCAUUUCCACUUCAUAACGCAAACGUGAAGCCACAAAUAGCGUCGUCGACUCUCUGUCCCUUGACCACUUUAAGUGACUGUAUGUGAGUCCACCACAAUGUCUGAAGCGUCUGUGCAUCAGCAGCCUAACUCUCUGGCCUUCCUGGAGUCCAGUUGUGGUUCGGGUGACAACGUACUUUCCAUUGAUCCUGUUUUGGAUACAGCCAAUGAGUCCUCAGAGGAAGAGCCCACAGCGGAAAGGGAAGAGGAGACUAUUGGCCAUGUUACAGCCAAGGUCCCCACUGAAUACGCCUUGAACGUACAAACAGUAAAUCCCCAGCGUCCAGACUCUCUGUCAGUGACAGCCAGAGCAGCGCCACAAUCUGACUUGUGGACGUGUCAGCGCGACGGUGAAGUAAACCUUCGCAUGGAGGACACCGGUCUGGCCGCUGAGACCCCGUUGACAGUUCAUCAACUCUUUACCUCAACUGUGAAGAAGUUUGGCAACUAUACUGCUGUGAGUUGGAAGGAGGGUGAGCAGAAGAAGAGCCUGAACUACAUAGAAUACUACGAGACCUGCCGCACUGCAGCCAAGAGCUUCCUUAAGCUUGGGUUACAACGCUACCAUGGCGUCGGUAUCUUAGGCUUCAACUCUGUGGAGUGGUUCAUUGCUGAUAUUGGAGCCAUUUUGGCAGGUGGCUUCGCUGUAGGCAUCUACACAACCAAUUCCCCAGAGGCAUGCCAGUAUGUGGCAGAGAACUGCAAGGCCAACUUCAUCGUGGUGGAAAACCAAAAGCAACUGCAAAAGAUCCUUCAGGUGCAGGACCAGCUGCCACACUUAAAAGCCAUCAUCCAGUACAAAGGUGCACUAAAAGAGAAAAGACCAAAUCUGUACAGUUGGGAUGAGUUCAUGGAGCUGGGACGUGACGAGCCUGAUGCGCCGCUUGAUGAAAUUAUCUCUAGCCAGAAGCCUAAUCAGUGCUGCACGCUCAUUUACACCUCAGGGACCACCGGACAGCCCAAAGGGGUCAUGCUCAGCCAUGACAACAUGACAUGGACUGCACUUUCCACCGGUCGCCACGUGCGCCUGACGAACGCCACGGAGUCCCAGGAGGUGGUGGUCAGCUACCUCCCGCUCAGCCACAUCGCAGCUCAGAUGGUGGACAUCUGGGUCAAUAUGAGGGUCGGUGGGGUUACACACUUCGCUGACCCAGACGCGCUUAAGGGCACUUUAGUGAAUACCAUGAAAGAGGUGAGGCCCACGGCCUUCCUGGGUGUGCCACGUGUCUGGGAGAAGAUGCAAGAGAAGAUGAAGUCUGUCGGAGCCAAGUCCUCAACUGUGCGCCGAAAAGUUGCCGCCUGGGCCAAAGACGUGGGUCUGCAGACCAAUCUGAGAAAGAUGAAUCAAUCGGGUGCGGCAGACCCAACAUCGUUGAGCUACCAAAUAGCCAAGAAGCUUGUGUUCAAGAAGGUGCGCAAGGCUCUGGGGCUGGACCGCUGCUACAGGUGCUACACAGGCGCCGCCCCCAUGACAAGAGACACUCUGGAGUUUUUCCUCAGUCUGGACAUUCCACUGUACGAGCUUUACGGCAUGAGCGAGAGCACAGGACCUCACACAGUCUCCCUCCCAGAUGCUUUCCGGCUGACCAGCUGUGGCAAGGAGCUCCCAGGCUGUAAGACAAAGCUACACAACCCAGACAAGUACGGGAAUGGCGAAAUCUGCUUCUGGGGUCGCCACAUCUUUAUGGGUUACCUCAACAUGCCCGACAAGACAAGGGAAGCUCUUGAUGCGGAGGGCUGGCUGCACUCUGGCGACUUGGGAAAACGCGACCAAAAUGGAUUUUUAUUCAUCACUGGCAGAAUUAAAGAGUUGAUCAUCACAGCAGGCGGAGAGAACAUCCCUCCCGUCCCUAUUGAGGAUGCAGUGAAGGAAGCCUUGCCGCUGAUAAGCAACGCUAUGCUGAUUGGAGACAAGAGGAAGUUUCUGUCCAUGCUGAUCACCGUCAAGUGCGAGGUGAAUGCAGAAGCUGCCCCGCUGGACGAGCUCACUCCAGAGGUGGUGGAGAUCUGCAAGAAACUGGGCAGCAAGGCCACGCGCGUCUCUGAGAUCGCGGGUGGCCGCGAUCGCGCCAUCAAUGCCGCCAUCCAGGAGGGGAUCAACCACGUUAACGAGAAAGCAACCUCCAAUGCUCAGCGCAUCCAGAAGUGGCACAUUCUGGAGAAAGACUUUUCCGUCAUUGGAGGGGAACUGGGUCCCACCAUGAAGCUGAAACGACCAGUGGUAGCCGAGCUGUACAAAGAGCAGAUUGACAACUUUUACAAAGAAGUCUCAUCUCCAACAACCCCUGACAACCUGCUGCCCCCCAAGUAGAGCUUGCACACACCUGUGCUUGCUUCUUGCAUUUAUUAUUCUUUUUUUUAAUGCUCUCUAUUGGCUUACUUUGUUUGUUUGUUUGCUUGUUAAGUCACAGUUUACAUUUGUGAGGUUGUGAAAGAGCUUUAUGAUUUUUGAAGACAUGAGUAAGCUUAACUAUUUAUAAAUCACAGCAACUGUCAAAAAACGUAUCAUUCUUGCACUGUAAUACGUCAAUCUAAUAUUGAAUUCAUAGAAUGUUUGAAAAUGGUUGUGUAUUUAUUUCCAGUUUGGCCAUAAAUGAGCUUAAUUUCAAGUGAAAUGCAAGCGGUCUACUUUACUUCUAUUUCCUUAGCAGGCCAGGAUUGACUGCAAAUAGAACAAGAAGGAUGUAAAUAAUUGUGUCAUCCAAGCCAUAUAUGUGAAGCUUUUUGGCUAAUAUCUCUGUGCUGGAUGGCCUGUGUGCACAAGAGCUACAACCGCUUUAACUCCAGUGUGCACAAUUGGUGCAUUACACUGCAGUGUAAAUAUGUCUUUUAAUUUUUUUUGCUCACUUUAAUGUACGAGCUAUACAACUGUCGAUUUGCAAAUAUAUCAAUCUGCCUUUGGCCUCUUUUUACCGUCGCCACACUUCAUGCAACUUGAUUUCAAAAGAAGACAUGUCCUACUUGAAAUGUUGGAAUCCAAAGAGUUGUGAUGUGUAGAUGAAGUCUGAACAGAGAAUAUGUCUGGCAUUUGUAGCACUCUUGAUUGUUUUGUGACAGUGGGUUUGACGGGGCUCAAACUAAGUUCAGGGUCAAUGUGGUGUAAUUUAUGAUAUAUACGAUGAUACAGUUUUUGUGUAUAUGAGGGGGUUAGUGGGGUAAUUUUUGAGCUUUUUCCUAGUAUUCUGUGCCAUCAGAUUUCCUGUUCCACCCCUCUAAUGAAGGAAUGUGCUAUUAGUGUCAUUCAGCAUAUAGCAUGAAGCUGUGAAGUUGCCUGUAAACUGGACUCUAUUAGCACUUGGUGCAAAAUGCUGCAAACUAAUGUCAAUGAUCAGAUAUGGAAUAAAGGUUGACCACCUUCA